GUCUCCCGUAUCUUCCAACAAUAAUGGAUCGUUUCAUCUUCUCUCUCUCCCUCUCUCUCUCCCUCUCUCUCACGUCUUAUCCAAUCGUAUCUGUCGCCAGCCCCGGCGAGAUUGACGCCGGAUUCGAUAAUCCGAUAAGGCAAGUGGUACCGGAGGACCAUCUCCUCCACGCAGAGCACCAUUUCUCUCUCUUCAAGUCCAAGUACAGUAAGUCCUACGCGACUCAGGAGGAGCAUGACUACCGAUUCCGAAUCUUCAAGGCGAAUCUCCGCCGAUCCAGACGUCACCAGGUUCUUGAUCCCUCCGCCGUCCAUGGCGUCACCAAAUUCUCCGAUCUCACUCCUAAGGAGUUCCGCCGCCAGUUCCUCGGUCUGAAACGGCGGCUCCGUCUUCCGGCUGAUGCUCAACAGGCGCAGAUUCUCCCCACGAACGACCUUCCGACUGAAUUCGAUUGGCGCGAUCACGGUGCUGUAGCCCCUGUUAAAGACCAGGGCUCUUGUGGAUCGUGUUGGUCAUUCAGCGCGACGGGUGCGUUGGAGGGAGCUCAUUUUCUUUCGACUGGAAAUCUUGUCAGCUUGAGCGAGCAGCAACUGGUCGAUUGCGACCACGAGUGUGAUCCUGAAGAACGUGGGUCAUGUGACUCUGGUUGCAAUGGUGGGUUGAUGAACAAUGCAUUCGAGUACGCACUCAAAGCCGGCGGCCUUAUGAAGGAGGAAGAUUACCCGUACACAGGACGUGAUGGUAAAGUUUGCAAAUUCGACAAGAGCAAGAUCGCUGCAAGGGUUGCUAAUUUCAGUGUUGUCUCAUCGGAUGAAGACCAAAUUGCUGCAAAUCUAGUGAAGCACGGUCCUCUCGCAAUUGCUAUCAAUGCCAUGUGGAUGCAAACUUACAUCGGAGGGGUUUCAUGCCCAUACAUAUGUUCAAAGCGUCAGGACCACGGAGUGCUUCUGGUCGGAUAUGGAUCUGCAGGUUAUUCUCCGAUCCGCCUCAAGGAAAAGCCUUAUUGGAUCAUAAAGAACUCGUGGGGAGCCAACUGGGGAGAGGAGGGGUACUACAAGAUCUGCCAUGGCCGCAAUCUCUGUGGUAUGGAUACAAUGGUCUCUUCCGUUGCUGCCGUCCAUACCUCAACUCAGUGAAUGGUUAUAGGGUUAACUACAGAACUGAGUCUAGACUCGUUGGGGUAUUUGCUUCGUGUGUAUAUAAAACAUAAAACCAGGAUUUGAAACUGUUCGUUCCCUAGUAUUGUUGCAGGAGAAGGUGUCAAAUUCCCUGCUUUCUGUUA
Messenger RNA from Tarenaya hassleriana, 1282 nucleotides. RefSeq names its product probable cysteine protease RD19C. Bases 24 to 1136 code for a protein of 370 amino acids. Lineage: Eukaryota; Viridiplantae; Streptophyta; Magnoliopsida; Brassicales; Cleomaceae. Gene Ontology annotation, molecular function: cysteine-type endopeptidase activity. Gene Ontology annotation, cellular component: lysosome. The transcript is spliced from 4 exons. The record is from RefSeq and is a predicted model, not a curated record.